Messenger RNA from Capsicum annuum, 351 nucleotides. RefSeq names its product receptor like protein 29-like. The transcript is spliced from 2 exons. Gene Ontology annotation, molecular function: protein binding. The record is from RefSeq and is a predicted model, not a curated record. The coding region runs from base 1 to 351 and encodes 116 amino acids. NCBI's taxonomy places the organism in Eukaryota, Viridiplantae, Streptophyta, Magnoliopsida, Solanales, Solanaceae.
AUGGUAGGUUUUUUACCUCCAAGAAUUGGAAAUCUAAAGUCUGCAACAAAGAUGGAUCUAUCGAUGAAUCAAUUCUCAAAUGGAAUUCCUAGAGAAAUUGGAGAAUUACAAAAUCUGGCACACCUUUCUUUGAGACACAACAAGUUGCAAGGAGCUAUACCUGACUCAAUGAGCAACAUGGUAGGUUUGGAAUUCCUAGACCUUUCUCACAAUAAUAUAUCCGGAAUCAUUCCUAAGUCUUUGGAGAAACUUCAAAACUUGAAGUAUUUCAAUGUUUCUGUCAACAAAUUAUUAGAGAAGAAGGAAGAAGAGAGAUCAGAGAAGAAAUGGAAUGGAGAACUUGAUCAUUGA